AUGUCAGUCAAAGCGCACCUCAAAAACCUUCACACAUUACGACAACAUUGCCAAAAAUAUAUGUGUAAAUACAGUGAAUUUACUUUUGCUAGAAAUGCUUUGCAUGAAACAAUUCCUGGAUGUGCUGGUUUCAUUUUGGGAUUGCCUAGGGAAGAAAAAUUGGACAGAUUAGUAGAUUUGGCAGAAGAAUUUUUAAUUGAACACAUUCUCCUUCAAUUGGACCCAAAUCGUCCACCACGUAUAGACUACAAUCAAUUGGAUAUUUUGUUGGGUUGGGCACGUGAUUUAAUUGAAUGGGCAGAUUAUAAAGAAUCUUUUAGUUUUAAAUUGGACCAGGUUCCGAGAAGGUUUUCUUUUUAUUUUUGAGGGUUUUAAGGAAAGGGGGAACCCAGCUGGCCACUAGACCCUUCAAAUUCCUUACUAGCUCUUCUAAAUCCCCCAGUAUUCUUCUUAAUCAUUCCAAAUCACUGUCAAUAUAUCCCUGUUAAUCCCCAAUUUGAGAACUUAUGUUAGCAAAAGCGUUUACUAGGUCCCCUUAUGUGCUCUCCCAAAUCCUCAGUAUCCUUUUAGUAGCUCUCACAAACUCAGUAUCUCUCUUAAUCCUUACAAAUCAGAUAUCUCCUUGAGCUUCCUCUUGGUUGAGGGCCUUGUAAAAGCGUUUAGAGCUCGUACUACACUCUUCAAAUUCUUUACUAGCUUCCUGAAAUCUCCCCGAAUCCCUCCUAGUUCUUCCAAAUCCUUAGAUAUCAGAUGUUCAAGACCCAAAAUUUUCCAAGACUCAAGACUAGACCCAAAGGCACGCAUGACUAGA
Molecule: messenger RNA, 811 nt
Organism: Meloidogyne enterolobii
Lineage: Eukaryota; Metazoa; Nematoda; Chromadorea; Rhabditida; Meloidogynidae
Source: the annotation of a GenBank genome assembly